This is a messenger RNA of Zasmidium cellare ATCC 36951, 1725 nucleotides long. RefSeq names its product glycoside hydrolase family 13 protein. Lineage: Eukaryota; Fungi; Ascomycota; Dothideomycetes; Mycosphaerellales; Mycosphaerellaceae. Gene Ontology annotation, molecular function: alpha-amylase activity. Gene Ontology annotation, biological process: oligosaccharide catabolic process. The record is from RefSeq and is a predicted model, not a curated record. Bases 1 to 1725 code for a protein of 574 amino acids. The transcript has 2 exons.
AUGACUAUCACGCAGCAUCCAUGGUGGAAGAACGCCGUCGUCUAUCAAAUCUACCCCACUAGCUUUCAGGACUCCAAUAACGAUGGUAUCGGAGACCUUCGAGGCAUCAUACAAAGGCUCGACUACAUCCAAAGUCUUGGAGUGGACGUGAUAUGGGUGUGCCCAAUGUACGAAAGCCCACAAGUGGAUAUGGGAUACGACAUCUCGAACUAUGAAAGCGUCCAUGCUCCUUAUGGCACCGUCGAGGAUAUGGAGGAGCUUGUUGCACAAGUUCAUGAUCGAGGGAUGCGUAUUAUUCUCGACCUGGUCGUCAAUCAUACGUCUGAUCAACACGCUUGGUUCAAAGAGUCUCGAUCGUCCAAGUCAAAUCCAAAGCGCGACUGGUACAUUUGGAAGCCUGCGAAGUACGUCAAUGGCCAACGGAAACCACCCAACAACUGGCGCUCCAAUUUCGGUGGCAGCGCAUGGCAAUGGGACGAUACGACCGAGGAGUACUAUCUUCACCUGUUCUGCCCGGAGCAGCCCGAUCUCAAUUGGGAUAACGAAGAAGCUCGCUGGGCUAUCUAUGAAUCCGCGAUGCUGUUCUGGUUGGAGAAAGGCGUCGAUGGCUUCCGAGUAGACACGGUCAACAUGUACAGUAAACCGCCAGGCCUACCCGAUGCUCCCAUUACAGACCCUUCUGCAGAGUGGCAGGAAGCUGGCCUCGUCUAUUGCAAUGGACCGCGGAUGAACGAGUAUCUUUCGGAGAUGAAUGCUAUUCUUUCUCGUUACGACGCCAUGACUGUUGGCGAGUGUCCCUUCACGGCGGAUUCUUCAACUGUACUCGAGUAUGUUGGAGCGUCGAACAAGCGUCUAAAUAUGGUCUUUCAAUUCGACGUCGUCGACACGGGUCAGGGGAAAGUGUUCAAGUACCAGACUGAGCCCUUUGCCUACAAACUCCAAGAUCUGAAAGACGCCAUCGCACGUACUCAAGCACUUCUCGAUGGCACCGAUGCGUGGACAAGCUCGUUUGUCGAGAAUCACGAUCAAGCACGAUCCGUGUCGAGGUUCGGCGACGAUAGUCCUGAGUGGAGGGAACGAUCUGGCAAGAUGCUGUCGUUGCUGUUCGCUUCUUUGUCAGGUACCUUGUUCGUGUACCAGGGCCAGGAGAUAGGGAUGGUCAACAUGCCCGAAGAGUGGUCGAUCGACGAGUACAAAGACGUCGACUCAUCCAACUACUACAACAUGGUCGCCGAGCGCAGUGGAAACAAUGCUAUUGAGCUUGCAAAAGCCAAAGCCUCGCUGCAACAUCUCUCCCGCGACCACGCCCGCACACCAAUGCAAUGGGAUGCCAGCCGCAACGGUGGCUUCACCGAUGAUUCCGUGCAGCCCUGGAUGCGCGUCAACACAUCCACAACCGAGAUCAACGUUACUCAACAGACCAAGAGCAAAGACUCUGUCCUCGCUUUCUGGAGACACAUGCUGCAAUUCCGCAAGGAGCAUGCCGAUGUACUGGUCCACGGCACCUUCGAGCUUGUCGAUAGACAGAAUGAGAAAGUCAUGUCAUUCGUCAAGCACGGGAAGAGCAGGAGCGCAUUGGUUGUUUGCAAUUUCUCCGCUACUGAUAGUGAGUUCCCGUGCGUCGGGAUGAAUGGUAAGACGGAUUUGUUGUUAAGCAAUGUCCUCGAUGUCAGCGGGGGCGACAGGUUACGGCCGUGGGAGGGUCGAGUUUACACGCUCCGUUGA